This is a messenger RNA of Pseudocercospora fijiensis CIRAD86, 942 nucleotides long. RefSeq lists its product as uncharacterized. Bases 1 to 942 code for a protein of 313 amino acids. Gene Ontology annotation, molecular function: arylsulfatase activity. The transcript is spliced from 2 exons. Lineage: Eukaryota; Fungi; Ascomycota; Dothideomycetes; Mycosphaerellales; Mycosphaerellaceae. The record is from RefSeq and is a predicted model, not a curated record.
AUGGCGCCCCAGAAAGAAGAGGCGGGCGCCACGGUGGACAUGACCAAGCACACUCCACAGCCACACCACAUUGACCUCCCCUCACCUCACCUCACAUUGAGCGGAGAGUUAAACAUCAGAGCCCUGAUGUUCACGAGUGAUAAUGGACCUCCAUUCCUCAACUCGAAGACCACCCUAUACGACGCAGGGAUUCAUUUGCCUCUCAUUGUCCGUAAGCCAGGCGCAAAAGCUGGAGUAAAAAAUCCGAACAUGGUUUCGUUCAUCGAUGUUUUGCCAACAUUCCUAAGCUGGGCUGGAUUAGAUCAGGAUCUUCGGUUGCCGGGAAGUCAAUCGCCACGGAGGCGAGGUAGAUCGUUCCUGGAGAUCGUAGAGGCUGAAGAUGAAUUGAACGAAGAUCGUUGGCAGCAGGAGAUAUUUGGCUCUCAUACUUUCCACGAGAUGCAGAACUACUGGCCGACGAGAGUACUGCGGACGAAGAGAUACAAGUAUCACCGGAAUGUAGCAUGGCGACUAGACUUCCCCUUUGCAGCAGAUCUCUAUGCCAGUCUGAGCUUUGAUGGCAUCCGAAAAAUGAAGCCAGAGGCUAUGGUAGGAAAGAGAAGUCUGAAGAGCUAUCUCUUUCGUCCAGCUGAGGAGCUUUAUGACCUUGAACGCGACCCCGAGGAGAUUAACAAUCUAGCAAGUGAUGAGAGCCACAAUGCAUUGCUUUUGCGUAUGCGUGAGAAGGUCUCGGAUUGGCAGAAGCUUACCGGUGAUCUAUGGUUGUAUCGAGAUGGCCAGAGCGUGACCGUCUUGACGAGGUAUGCAAAUGAUGGCCUGCAGGUGCCCGAUCGCCUGGACUUUGAUACAGAUGAUCCAGCUGCAGCCGGCAUAUCAGCUACGAAGCAUCUCGACGUUGAUGCAUACUCCAGAGGCAUAGGCAAAUUUAUGCCGACGCGAUAG